AUGAUCACUUACAUCGGAAUCAUUUACCUCCACCACCCCCGCUCCAGCAUGCGCUUCGCCUCUUUUACCAGCCGCACCUCGUGUACCCGCCUCAAAGCCGCCCGGGACGCCUCGCAUCACAGCUCCGCCGACCUCGAUCUCCACUCGCAGAAGUUCCUCCGCGCCGCAGACCUGCUCUCGAACCUUGCCACCCUGCCGAAUCCCAUUCAAAGCCGCACACCGUUUUUCACGUGCGCGCUGGCCAUCUGCAUUGUGGUGCACACCGCCGCGUGCAUGGUGACUCCGUCCGCGGGCAAGAUCGAGUCCCUCAAGGCGAGGAUACAGCUGGGCGUGGGCGGGCUGAAUGUACUAGGGAAGGUCUGGCCGUUGGCGAAGACGGUGAGGGGGCAGAUGCUCGAUAUGUAUCAGGAGGUGGGAUUGCGGUGA
Molecule: messenger RNA, 426 nt
Organism: Aspergillus melleus
Lineage: Eukaryota; Fungi; Ascomycota; Eurotiomycetes; Eurotiales; Aspergillaceae
Exons: 2
Coding region: 1-426 (141 amino acids)
Source: RefSeq, a predicted model, not a curated record